AUGUCCAUUCCGCUCACGGUCUCCAAGCAGCGCUUUGGCACCGCGUACGGCAUUCUUGAGGUUGUCAACGGCUUUACCGCCUUUAGCGGCAACCUCGGCAUCGGGUACCUCCGCGAUACGACCGGCAGCUACACAAUCGUCAUGCAAAUCCUAAUGGCCUUUGCCUGCCUCACGCUGCUGCUGACGCUCGCGGUCGCUUUUGUCGACAAGCAGCACGGUGGCCACCUUGCGACCGCGACCAUCAAGAAGAAGGGCGAAGUCGACGACGAUGAGCUCGUCGAGGCCGGUAGCUCGAGCUCCAGCGCCGAAGAAGGGUGCGCGCCCAAGAUCCACGUGUAG
This is a messenger RNA of Saprolegnia diclina VS20, 339 nucleotides long. RefSeq lists its product as hypothetical. Lineage: Eukaryota; Oomycota; Saprolegniomycetes; Saprolegniales; Saprolegniaceae. The record is from RefSeq and is a predicted model, not a curated record. The transcript has 2 exons. The coding region runs from base 1 to 339 and encodes 112 amino acids.